AUGAAUAUUGGAGUUGCCCACAGUGAAGUGAAUCCAAAUACCCGUGUGAUGAAUAGCCAGGGUAUGUGGCGGACAUAUGCAUUGGGAGUUGGCUUGCUUUAUAUUGUCUUACUCAUAAUUCCCUUCUUCAGUGCUCCUGUUUGGACCUUAACAAAAAUAAUACAUAAUUUGGGCCCAUAUGUAUUUUUGCAUGCACUGAAAGGAACACCUUUUGAAGCUCCUGACCAAGGGAAAGGAAGGCUCCUAACACACUGGAAACAACUAGACUAUGGAGUACAGUUUACAUCAUCUCUUAACUUUUAUCUCUACAGAUACUUUCUGACAAGUUUCUAUACGAAGUAUGAUUCAACUCACUUCAUCCUAAACACGGUUUCUCUCCUGAGGGUACUUAUUCCAAAGAUACCACACCUACAUGGUAUUCGGACCUUUGGAAUUAAUAAGUAUUGAAAUGUUAUACAAUUAAACAAAAUUGUUAAAACUACUGAGUUUCUUGUAAGGAAGGAGGAGUUAGUAAAUCACACUGUU
Jaculus jaculus (lesser Egyptian jerboa) is the source of this 525-nucleotide messenger RNA. RefSeq names its product ORM1-like protein 1. The transcript is spliced from 2 exons. Gene Ontology annotation, biological process: intracellular sphingolipid homeostasis; ceramide metabolic process; negative regulation of ceramide biosynthetic process. The coding region runs from base 1 to 447 and encodes 148 amino acids. The record is from RefSeq and is a predicted model, not a curated record. Lineage: Eukaryota; Metazoa; Chordata; Mammalia; Rodentia; Dipodidae. Gene Ontology annotation, cellular component: endoplasmic reticulum membrane.